Molecule: messenger RNA, 1950 nt
Organism: Saprolegnia parasitica CBS 223.65
Lineage: Eukaryota; Oomycota; Saprolegniomycetes; Saprolegniales; Saprolegniaceae
Exons: 11
Coding region: 22-1908 (628 amino acids)
Biological process (GO): intraciliary transport involved in cilium assembly
Source: RefSeq, a predicted model, not a curated record
UUUUUAUGGAACGACACCGGGAUGGACGACGACGGGUACGGCAACAACCAUGCAGAGACGACGCUCGACGAGCUCGUACUGGACGACCCGGCCACGACGCCGCCACCCCACUACUCGACUGCGCCGGACAGCAAGCACAGCAUCUAUGAUUUCCUCGACGAAGUUGAAGUCAAGUCGGUGCAGCAACUGCAGCGCACACCCUUGAGCAGUAGUAGUCCACUGCUGAGCAACCACCGCGGCCCACCGUUCUCGUCGUCGUCGUCGGGCCGGUCGUCCAAUGACUCGAACGUCUACUACAACGACAUCAAAGAGAAGCUCGUGACGCUCAAUAUGGAGCUCCAGGACAAGACGCAGACGAUCGCUUUGCUCCAAGCCGCGCGUCGAACGGACAAGGCCAAGUAUACUGCCAAGCUCGACGCAGCCGACGCCAAGUUCAAGACACUUCUGAAGGAGCAGCAAGUGUUAGCCGAGAAGGACAUUGAGAAGCACUUGGACUUUGAACAAACGCUCGUCGCCGACAAGAGCGAGCUGGCGGCCAAGUGCGAGGCGCUCGCGACGGAGCUUCGCAAGCUCGAGACACGACUCGCUUCCGAGACUGCUGGCUUUGAGCGCCACAUGAAGGACGCCAAAGACCGCUGGGCCGCGACGGAGAAGACGCGGCGCGACCAGUGGAUGGCGAAGAAGACGGACGAGAUCAAGAAAUCGACCAUCAAGGCCUUGGAGCCUGACGUGCAAGCCAUCAUGACCAAGUGCAGAGAGACCAUCCAGAAAGCCCAGGACGCGGCCGCCGAAGAGAAGCGCAAGCUCCAGCUUCAAUUUGAGAAAGAGAAGGACGAGUACAUGCGACGGGAGCGCGACGCGACGGAUAAGAAGCUCAUCGAGGCGCGCGAGAAGGAGCGAAGCAAGCUCAUGUUUCGCCUCGACGCGGCCGACGCGGAGCUCCAGCAGCAGCUGAGCGCCCAGCGCCGACGACUGCAAGAGGAGGCGGAGAAGGCCCGCGACGAGAUGGUCGCCGAGGUGCGGCAGCUCAAGCUCGUGCACGCCAAGGAGCUCGACGAGACGCGCGCGAUGGAGCGUCAGCGCAUCGAGUACGACGUCCUGCAGCUUCAGAGAGAGAAGGACGAGAUGGCCAAGCGCUACGACGCCGACGCUGCCCAUCUACGGGACAAGUAUCAAGCGGACUUGGAUGCGAUGCAGAAAAGCAUGCACGCCACGCUCCGCAGCGAGUUUGAACUGGAGAAGCGGCGGCUGGAGCAAGAGAUGGUCGCGGCCCGGGACGCCAAGAUCGAACUCAUUCUCGACAAGCUCCAGGCCGAAACGCAGCGCAAGGUCGAGGCGGCCGAGAAGCGUUUAAUGCUGCAAUUUGAGACCGAGACCAAAGAGUAUGAAAAAAAACUGCGCGCGGCCACCGACAUGGAAGUCGCUUGGAUGGACAAGAAUCGCGAUCUGUUUGACAAGUGCGCCAAGCUCGAGAGCGACCGCGACACCCUCAAGACCAAGUUCCACGAGCAAGCGACGGGACUACAGACCGCACACGAGCGCAUCGCACGCCUCCAGCACCUCCUCGACGAGGAACGCGGGCGAUUCAGCCAAGACGAGGCCCACCGCGCGCACCAGCUCGGCCAAGCCCGCGACGCAGCCGAGGCCGAGCGCCAGCGCCUCUCCGCUGUCGUGGACGAUCUCCAUGCCAAGCUCGACGCGGUCGAGUCCAAGUACGGUCGUCAGCUGCAGGAUCUCAAGACCAACCACGACGACCUUUUGGAGAAGCUGCACACGCGCGUCCGCGCGACGGUCGCCAAGAAAGACGAGAUGAUCGACGCGCUGCGUGACGAGCUCCACUUGGCACAGGUCCGCUUGACGAAAUGCGAAGCCAUCAUCAACGACCAGCGGGCGCAGCUCAUUCGCUAAGACGCAACAAAGAUGGACGAUGCGAUACCUCGGGCUCCCACU